This is a messenger RNA of Protopolystoma xenopodis, 345 nucleotides long. Lineage: Eukaryota; Metazoa; Platyhelminthes; Monogenea; Polystomatidea; Polystomatidae. The record is from the annotation of a GenBank genome assembly.
AUGGAGUGCUGGCUGUUUCACUUCACAUCGUCUGGGGAAUUCCUUUUCCCUUGCGCUUCUUUGCUCUCGGCACCUCAGCGUUGCAACUGCGGGUUUUCCUCAUUUUUCCUUAGACAGGUCGCAUGCUGGCUUCUCCCUCGGGUCGUCAGGCUAGCCCUCAACUCUCGCUUUCCUGUAUUAUCCGUCUCCUUAACCCCUUCCACCUCAGAGGUUUGGCUAUACGGCCCAUUUGAGCAUUGCUUUUGUCCUUCGACCCAGACAACACCAACACACCCCAUUCCUCAGAACCUGAAGCUCUUCCUGAAGGAGGGGCAGCAAUUGCAACUGUAUGCAUAUGUACUCUGA